Aureobasidium vineae is the source of this 1029-nucleotide messenger RNA. NCBI's taxonomy places the organism in Eukaryota, Fungi, Ascomycota, Dothideomycetes, Dothideales, Saccotheciaceae. The record is from the annotation of a GenBank genome assembly.
AUGGCCCCCGCCUCUGCCCACCCCAUCAUUGUGCCCCGCCGACCUGGCAAGGAGUACCCACCCGUGACUGCCGGCGCGCACAAGAAGGCCUUUGGAGACAACCGUGUCUCGUUACUGAAUGUUCUGAAGAAAGUUAAACCACAUAGUCCUACCACGCAAGCUCUCGAGGAGAAAGCUGAACGAGAGGGGCCAGCAGAUGUGGAUGGUACCCUUUUGCAAGAUACAGGGAAGCGAGAGGGAACUGACGAACAGCAGNAUGACACACCAAUGCAGAAAUUCACAGAGGAAGAUUGGGUACGCAUACAAGAUGAAGCUAUACCCCUUGCGUCCAAAGCUCCCGAGAGAAAAAGGAAAGCAGAAGUGAAGCAAUGGGAUCAACGCGCCGCUCGUCGCAGAGGAAAGCAACCUGUUGGAGCACCUGCAACACGUCGCUCAGGUAGACGCACUGAAGAGGUCUCGUACGCGGAAUCUGAUUCUGGAAGCGAGUAUGAUGAACCCACUUCUUCGAGCUCGUCUAUUUCCUCGAAGCUGUUUGUGAGUCCUGACAGCGAGGAAAUCUCGCCGCGACCUCGUGGGGUCAAGAGGAAGCGAGUUGUUGAGGAUAAGGCAACAGCAGCUGCAGCGAGAAGGCCAAGUCGCUCGAUCACUCCCGCGCCUGCCAUCAAGAAACACAGCACCAGGCGCACUACACUUGCUGAUAGCAACGAUGAGAUGAGUGGCCUGUCCAGUCGGUCUCGCUUUAUUACCUCGGCACCUCCGAUCAAGAAACACAGCACAAGGCGCACUACACUUGCAGACAGCGAUGACGAGAUGAGUGAAGCAAGUCGUAGCCGAUCCGUUACUCCAGUGCCUCCGAUCAAGAAGCGCAAGGUUGCAGGCAGGCUCAGUACUGUACUUGAGGAUAGCGAUGAUGAGAUGGCUGAGCCGUCUCCUAGUCGUUCUCGCUCUGUUACGCCGGCUCCACCUAUUAAGAAGCGUGUAGGCAAGCAGAGUACUGUACUCGAGGACAGCGAUGACGAGAUGGAGUAA